CAAUUCUUCUCAUUUAUUUACUCUGAGCGAGCAGCAAAAUCACCAUGAGCAAUAUCGGCAACAAAAGAACCCAAGAUGGCGGAGAGGCACCGGCCAAGAAGAAGAGCAAGGCAGACCCACAGGCUGCAGCAAGAGCCAAGUUGGAAUCUUACUUCAAGAUGCUCUCUGGAUCUAUCGAGGACAUCAACAAUCGUGGUAUUGGAGUACCGCAUGAACACUUCCCAUUCCACGAUGCCCUAUCAAUCCUUCAGCGAUUCCCUUCCUUGGCAGAGGAAGCUUUUCAAGGCAGUGGUGCUCCAAAUAGCAGGGGCGCGAUUGUCCCCCGAAGUCCACUGUCUUUCUUCCUGGAGGCUCAAUCAGACCUGAAUACCGUCCAAACCAUCUGUGAGUUGGCCCAUGAUCACUUCCAAAAGCAGGAGCACCAGUUCAAGGGAGUCCUCGAUGCUUGCAAGUACGGAGCUCAAGAAGGAGUCUUGGAGUUUCUGCUUGAACGGUAUCCCGGUGGGGCGGAAACAGAGAUCAUGGUAGAACAGGAUCCACCACGUUCGCCUCUAAUGGGGCGUGACUAUGAAAUUCCCUUGGAUUUUGUGCUUGAGCCGCAUCGGACUGUGGAAAACCAAGUUAUCUCAAAGUCAGUUCAACGAAGUGAAGAGGAAAAGAUUCGGCUCAUGCUACUCCUAUUGCGCGCCUAUCCAAGAUGUGCCGAGUUUGACAAGACGCGUCGCUUUCGGAAGCCUCCCUUUCGGAAGAGUAAGCCAUUGUGGUUGCGGUGCUUGAACGGCAACUUCGGUCUUGCCCCAAUGCAUGUGUUCUUUGGUUAUUUCGCACGCGAGUUGGAUAGCAAGGCUUGCCCUUCUCCCCGAGCACCGUUGGACAUUGGCAAAAUUUCGGUGGGACUGGACCAAGCCGUGGCGCUUUCACUGAUUCUUCCAAAACUAAAGGGGCUGUGGCUUGAUGCUCAAUCUUACAGUAGAGAAGCUCUCCUGUAUCUGUUCCAAGAAAUUGAGAAAAACAAGUCAGUUCGAGAGCUGCAUUGGAACGUGCUUCAAUGCCCAGGGUUUCGAGAGUCGGAUGAUGCAAUCAUCUGUGCCUUCAAGGCGGCCUUUUGCGGCAACAGUGGACUCGAACGAGUUUGCUUUUCGAGAUACCGGGAUUCCCAUGGCCUCGACAGAAACGUUCUAGAGAUUGAGGAUGAAAGCAACCGCAAGACUCUUGAAGUCAUCACCGCUAUAGCCACCAACGAGAAAAGUCGGAUAAAAGACAUUGGGCUCGAGGGAUGUAGGUUCGUUGGUGCUUCUUCAACCGUGCUCGCCCAAUUGCUUGCAGCCAGUCAAUUGACAAGCCUGAAGAUCGACUCGUGCGAGUUUGGUUCAGACUGGGUGGAUGUCCCAGUCUCCCCGGCAUGUACGAUAGCCAAAUUGACGGUGCGAGGCUGCGAUCUUGCUUCUGACUUUGGGCAGGGCUUGGUUUCGCAACUAGCUAAUCUUCCGGCUCUCCGUGAACUCUGGCUGGAUGGGCCUCAGCUUGAUAUCGACCAUGAUGGGGCACCAGCUGACCUUGCCGACAAGUUGGUACCACUACUGGAAAAGCACCAACUUCGCCGCCUGCGACUUCGCAACAUUUGUGUAGACCUAACCUCUUUUGAAGCCUACCUCAAGGCUGAUGAUGUCCUAGAAGACUUGUGGAUGGAUCCAUGGUACCACGUUUCAACUGCAUUGUUGGACGGGGAACGCUUUCACGGGUUCCUCGAUUGCAAUCGAAGUGUGAUCUCUUGUAUUCGCAAAUCUCUCCAGAGUGGCAAUCUUACGCUGAAGAAAGUGAUGACGAUGACGACCCUUGAUGCAUGGUGGGACAAUGGGCGCGUAGAUGUGGAGGAAAGGUACAUCGCUGUGAACGAUUUGGCAAAGAUCGAGUACUACCAGACAGUCAAUAGAUUCGGACUGCGCCAAGCAAGUCGUUGUAAUGUCGAGCAAGAGGAAAUAGUUGGUCUCUUGUGCGACGUGGCUUCGUCCAACUAUGAAAAGCAGGAAACUGACCUGACGACGCUCCUGUAUCGCAAGGAGGGCCCCGUUUUCGAUCAGGCGCGUUGCAAGCAUAACAUUCAGUAUGGACUGCUGCGCAGCAAUCCGAUGGCUUGGUGCCUGGAUAAGGAAACAUACUUGUCAACGAUUGGGUUGGCCUGAGCAAGCUGCAACGAGUAUGGGAGUUGAGAGUAUGUACAACUCUGGUAGAAAGAAGAUUGAUAUGUGACGUUGUUCCCAGUGACCUCUAGCUUCAGCAAUGCCUGUUGGGAAAGAUUAUUGGUGCCCCUUUUGGUUGUUGCUGUGUCCUGGUUAUAACUGACUAGUACUAUGUACUUCGUGUCUAGUAGCCCUAAUCCAUAAUAUCGACUCCUGAACAUCC
This is a messenger RNA of Seminavis robusta, 2403 nucleotides long. The record is from the annotation of a GenBank genome assembly. NCBI's taxonomy places the organism in Eukaryota, Bacillariophyta, Bacillariophyceae, Naviculales, Naviculaceae.